CACAGAGUCUGAGGCCCCAGCGAGAGCAGGACCAGCGCAGCACCACGGUUCACUGGAUGGGCUCCCUGUCCUGUCUCAGCCGGUGUCUCUCCUGGAAGAGAAUCAUGGCUGUGUUUUUCCUGCCACUUGCCUUAUCAGGCCUUAUUCCUCAUAUUCAAUAUGGAGAGUAUAUGUUGUCUAAAACAGGUCGGCCUCAGUCCAGGUACAACUGGUCUCACCUGACUCCUCUCAAGCUGAAGAACAGAUCUGUGGGUCUUGGCAUCGCAAACACAGGUGGGAAAGCAGCACAUUUCACCCUGGAAGGUCACAAGUUCCUGAUCUUUGGGGGCUCCAUCCACUACUUUCGGGUGCCCAGGGAGUACUGGAGAGACCGCUUGCUGAAGCUGAAGGCCUGUGGCUUCAACACCCUCACCACCUACAUCCCGUGGAAUCUCCAUGAGCCAGAAAGAGGCAAAUUCGACUUCUCAGGGAACCUGGACCUGGAGGCCUUUGUCCUGAUGGCUGCAGAGAUUGGGCUGUGGGUGAUUCUGCGACCAGGCCCCUACAUCUGCAGUGAGAUUGACCUUGGGGGCUUGCCCAGCUGGCUUCUACAAAACCCCAAUUUGCAGUUGAGAACCACAAACAAGGACUUUGUCCGAGCAGUUGAUACAUAUUUCAAUCACCUCAUCCCCAGGAUGGUCCCUCUUCAGUAUCACCAGGGCGGCCCUGUCAUCGCUGUGCAAGUGGAAAAUGAAUACGGCUCCUUUAAUAAGGACAAGAGCUACAUGGCAUAUCUCAAGGAGGCCCUAUUGGAAAGAGGGAUUGUAGAGCUGCUCCUGACCUCGGAUAGUGAGGACAAAGUUGUUAAUGGCUCCAUCCAAGGAGAACUGGCCGCUGUCAAUCUGAGAUUCCUUAGGAAGAAUUCCUUUCUUCAGCUUCGCCAACUACAGUCGAAUAAGCCCAUCCUGAUUAUGGAAUAUUGGAUUGGCUGGUUUGACAGAUGGGGAUAUAGACACUCUGUGACACAUGUGAAAGAAGUUGAACAUACUGUGUCAGCAUUUAUCAAAUAUGAGCUCUCUUUCAAUGCCUACAUGUUCCAUGGUGGAACCAACUUUGGUUUUAUGAAUGGUGCUUCCUAUAUUCAGAAGCACGUAGGGGUGGUGACUAGCUAUGACUAUGAUGCUGUGUUGACAGAGGCUGGGGAUUACACAGAAAAAUAUUUCAAGCUUCGACACCUUUUUGGAUCUGUUUCAGCAAAACCCCUUCCCAGCUCACCUCAUCUUACUCCCAAGACUGUAUAUCCUGCUGUGAGACCAUCACUCUACUUGCCACUAUGGGAUGCCCUACAGUACCUAGAUGAGGCAGUCAAGUCAGUUAUUCCAAUCAACAUGGAGAAUCUUCCAAUAAACAAUGGCAGCGGUCAAUCCUUUGGCUUUAUCCUUUAUGAGACUUCCAUAUGUUCUGGAGGCAUUCUUUAUGCUGAAGCUCAUGAUGUGGCACAGGUGUUUGUGAAUAACAUAAUUAUAGGAUUUCUGAGUGAUAAAGUUCAGAAAAUGCGUAUUCCUAAGUUCAAGGGUUGUCAACUUCUGAGGAUCUUAGUGGAGAAUCAAGGACGAAUCAGUUAUUCAUGGAGAAUUCAAGAAGAGAAGAAAGGAUUAGUUGGAUCUGUUAGCAUCAAUGGCAUCUCCCUGAAAAAUUUCACCAUCUAUCCUCUAGAAAUGAAAAAGAGCUUCUUUGAAAGGCUCCGCUUUGCUACCUGGAAGCCGGGUCCAGAGAGCUAUUUAGGCCCUGCUUUCUAUAAAGGGAUAUUGAAGGCUGGCUCCUCUCCUGUGGAUACCUUCCUUAGCUUGCCAGGCUGGAAUUGUGGGUUCGUAUUUGUCAAUGGCCAUAACCUUGGGCGCUAUUGGAAGAUUGGACCACAGGAAUCACUUUACCUUCCUGGUGUCUGGCUUCACCCGGAAGACAAUGAAAUUAUCCUGUUUGAGAAGAUAAGGCGUGGCUUGUCUAUCAGAUCUAGAGGGAAGCCCAAGCUGAAACUGUUCUGAAACAUAUUUUGGAUUAUUGAAGUUCAUUUGUAACUAGUUCCUCAGGAAGAAGAUAGUUAAGAAUCUCCAGCACACGGCAUUGCCAACAAUAGUGAUAAAUGUAAAAUUAACUUUAAAACUCAGCUGGGUGGUGCAUAUUUUCACGUUUUAACAAGUCUUCAAAAUCAUCAGUUACUUAUUAUAUCUAGCUAAAUAUAUAAUCAUUAAUGGUUUAUUAUCUGAUCAAAUAUGCCUGUAUGUAGGCAGAUAUGAAUAAAAUAACAAAUUAUGGUUCUGCUGAUGGAGAUGUGGGGAAAAUGUUAUCCUCAUACAAUGUCGAUGGAAAUGUAAAUUAGGGAAAUCACUAUGGAAGUAAGUACAGAGGUUCCUAAAAC
Molecule: messenger RNA, 2398 nt
Organism: Dipodomys ordii (Ord's kangaroo rat)
Lineage: Eukaryota; Metazoa; Chordata; Mammalia; Rodentia; Heteromyidae
Gene: Glb1l3
Product: galactosidase, beta 1-like 3
Exons: 20
Coding region: 57-2024 (655 amino acids)
Biological process (GO): carbohydrate metabolic process
Cellular component (GO): vacuole
Molecular function (GO): beta-galactosidase activity
Source: RefSeq, a predicted model, not a curated record